Messenger RNA from Fukomys damarensis (Damara mole-rat), 2733 nucleotides. RefSeq names its product LY6/PLAUR domain containing 6B (gene Lypd6b). The transcript is spliced from 9 exons. NCBI's taxonomy places the organism in Eukaryota, Metazoa, Chordata, Mammalia, Rodentia, Bathyergidae. Gene Ontology annotation, molecular function: acetylcholine receptor regulator activity. Bases 541 to 1095 code for a protein of 184 amino acids. The record is from RefSeq and is a predicted model, not a curated record.
AGAGAGGGAGGAACUGGAUUAUCAGACAUUGAUGAUCCUGAUAGAGAGUCCUGCUUUCCUCAGAUCAACUGCUCAGAAGCUUCUAGAUGAUUGGAGAACACCACUGAGGAAGCAGCAUGUAUGUAUACAUGCAAACUUCAUUGACUGAUUGAUUAACUGCUGAGAAUUGAAUGCAAGAAUUUGCAUGUGGCCGAGGCAUUAAAUGAAGCGUGUGAACGAAGGAGAAGCAUCUUCUGGAAACAGAAUGGAUAGGAGGGCACUGCUGUGGGCUCAGGACUGGCUGCGUGCCUCCGCAGGACUCCUCUUGUCUGCAGAAACAGCCUUCCUUGACGAUUUAUAGUCUUUAUGAGAGAAUAAUUAUUUUGUGAAGACAAAUGUGGAUACAGGCUGAGUACAUUGGGUGCAAACUUCCUCACUGUUUCACAGUGGAGCCUGACAGCCAUGCGCUCUUUCUUAAGAUGUCCUUGAGUAACAGAAGCAAGGAGUAGAAGAGGACGAGGAGGAGGAGGAGGAGGGAAGAAAGUUAAUUGAGAAAGACAUAUGAGUUUGACCUGUCCAAUCCGUGAGAUCACAAUGCUACUACUCUGUCGUGCUCUAGCUGUGGCUACCAUCCAGAUCUUUAUCUUCUCAGAGAACCAGGCGUUUGCCAAGAACAUCAACUUCUACAAUGUGAGGCCUCCUCUUGACCCCACACCAUUUCCAAACAGCUUCAAGUGUUUUACCUGUGAAAAUGCAGGAGAUAACUAUAACUGCAACCGAUGGGCCGAAGACAAAUGGUGUCCACAGAACACACAGUAUUGUUUGACAGUUCAUCACUUCACCAGCCAUGGAAGAAGUACCUCCAUCACCAAAAAGUGUGCCUCCAAAAAUGAAUGUCAUUUCGUUGGAUGCCACCACAGCCAAGAUUCUGAACAUACGGUAAAGAUCAUUGAAUGCAGGUCUUGCUGUGAAGGAAUGAUCUGCAAUGUAGAACUGCCCACCAACCACACAAAUGCAGUCUUUGCUGUGAUGCACGCUCAGAGGACAUCUGGCAGCAGUGUCACCACACCCUACCUGCCAGUAUUUGUCUGGGUCUUCAUGCUUCCACUGCUAUGAUGCCACCUUUUUUAGGAGAGGGAGAGACUAGCCCUCUAAAGCACAAGGCAAAAACUGUGUGAACACUGGAGUGAAGAUCAGUCUUGCACUUGGUGAAGAUGGUACACUGGACCCCAAAGCAGAAGCCAGUGAUUUGCUUUGCUAAACUUUUCUUGCAUGAGAUCAUAGCAUUGAGAAUGGGGUCUUGGUAGGGACCGAAAGGACUGAGUUCCAUGCUCCCUCAUCAGAGGGGGUUGCAUCCUAUCAGUUCUAUCGGAAAUAUCCGGUCAGUAUUGUUGACAAGUGAUAAUACUCUGGCUAGUCCUGGCCUGACCAUGCCUUUAGCUGAAAGGACUUCUUGACUUCACUGACUCACUCAGAGGCUGCCUAGUCAGGCGCUCUGGUUUCUGUGGUUAUCUCUGAGUGUCUGCAAUCUCAUCCACAGGUGAGAAAGCAGUAUCUGCACUACAUUAGACAUCCUGAGAUAAUCAGCUCAUAAUGAGGAAAGGUUUACUGUGGCUCAUGGUUGUGAAGGUCUCAGUCCAUGAUCUACUGUUGCCUUUAGGCCUGUGAUGAGGCAGCACACAUGGUAGAGAGUGUGUGACUGAGCAAAAAGCCACUCUGCUCAUGGUGUGACAUUGAAGGAAAGGAGAGGAGACUAGGCUCUCACGAUCCCCUUCGAGAGUGGACCCCCAGUUACCUAAAACCUCUCACUAUGUCCCUUCUCCUGAAGGUACUACCACCUCCCAGUGGCAUGCAGACUGGGGACCAAGCUUUUAACACAUGAGCCCUUGGGGGACACUCAAGAUGCAAGCCACAGCACCCAGCAACAGUGUAGUCAGUGAGAAAGGCAACUGUUUAGGAAAACUUUUGCUCGAACUAAUGUGAACUCCAUUUGCCAGUCGUCAGGUGGGGGUGGGGGGAAUAAGGCUUUUCAGUUACACAAUGUAAAUGCAUGCUGUGUGUUUCUUGACUGACAGAGGCCCACAAUGAGACAAAUUUACCAAUGUCACUGAACUUGAAUUUCCACGUACCAGGGGUGACAUAUGCUGGCUUAAAGAAUAAAAUUCUAUGCCAAAGUAGCUUGGUUGUGUUUCUUUUCUAGGCAAGAAUUUUGGGGAAGUUAAAUGUGAACUUAGUGAAUUGAAGAGAUUAGGAAACCUUCCUGAUCAAGGAGAAAGAUUUAUUUCAAGGUGCACUCUCAGAAAUAGGUUAAAGGUUUAAAGAUUCUAGGUCAGAGGCAAUGACAGGCCAUCCCUUCUCCCCCACCCUCUCACCUUUUUCCUGAAUUUCAAGCCCACGAAGAGACCCUCUCUAAACACAUGUUGAAAUGUUUGGACUUAAUGUCUCCUCCUUUAUAACAGAAUCUCAAAUUUUCAAAUGAAUAUCUUCUCUCUGUUUCUAGAAGACUGAUUUCCUGCCUUUACACUUUGACGUGACCUUUAACACAGUGCCCCUGUAUGUGUAGUGAUGAUUUAGUGGAAUUUUUUUCUCCUACUAAACAUUCACUGUUAGAAUGUUGGCUGCUCUGUAGGGCCCACUGAUGAAGAUAUCCUGGUCAUAUAGGUUCAUCUGUUAUAUGUCUGUCUCAUCUAUAUCUGUUUCCAACCCAUAUAGGUUGGAAAACUGUGGGACAUAAGUCCAAACCGUUCCACGCUU